AUGGCUGUCAGCAUGCUGAUUGGAGGACGACUGGAGCUAUUCACCAAUCAGAGUGCUGACAGCCCUUCACUGUAUGGAAGCAUGUGGAAAGACAGUGCAGGCCCACAGGAGACGUAUGGUGGAAUGUUUUUAAUUGAUCAUCGACCUGGAGCAAUAUAUUGGUCCCUGGCAGCCUGCAUCUUGUGUCUGUCUGUGGUGUUAGCUGCUGAAGAUGAUAAAGAAGCAGGUCAGAAAGGUUUCCCAAUAGACUGUGAUCAACUACCAAAGGACAGUCCCAGUGGUGUGUAUGUAAUCAAGCCCCAGGAAUCACCUCCGCUGGUAGUCUACUGUCAUGUGGAUGAGGAUGGCAAAAUCUGGACUGUAGUCCAAAGGAACUCAAUUAAGACUGAAAUCACUUGGCAUGAAUCCUGGACAACCUUCAAAUAUGGCUUUGGCAAUGUGAUGAAGGAUUAUUGGCUGGGUAAUGAGUACAUUCACCUGCUCACUGCCCAGAGAGUCUACAUGGUACGUUUCCUAAUAACAGACAAAGCAGACAAGGAGUGGUAUGCUGAUUAUGAUAUCUUCAGCCUUGACAAAGAAGUUAAUGGCUAUGCAUUGCGGCUUGGAAGGUACUCAGGAACUGCAGGGGACAGCCUUACCAUCUUUGAUUCAAACACUGUGCAUGACAACAUGAAGUUCUCCACUAAGGACAAAGAUCAGGACCGGAGCACCUCUCACUGUGCUGUUUCAUAUAGUGGCUGGUGGUAUGAUAAUUGCUACCUGGUCCAGCUGAAUGCCAAAAAUUUAAUCUACUGGAAAAACGUCUGUACUGGAGAUUGCUCCAAGUCAAUGAUCAUGGUACGGCCUACAGGUAUAUGCUGA
This is a messenger RNA of Pseudophryne corroboree (corroboree frog), 861 nucleotides long. Its product is annotated as fibrinogen-like protein 1-like protein. The transcript is spliced from 3 exons. The record is from RefSeq and is a predicted model, not a curated record. Bases 1 to 861 code for a protein of 286 amino acids. Lineage: Eukaryota; Metazoa; Chordata; Amphibia; Anura; Myobatrachidae.